Molecule: messenger RNA, 8036 nt
Organism: Cotesia glomerata
Lineage: Eukaryota; Metazoa; Arthropoda; Insecta; Hymenoptera; Braconidae
Product: nipped-B-like protein
Exons: 7
Coding region: 94-7986 (2630 amino acids)
Biological process (GO): establishment of protein localization to chromatin; replication-born double-strand break repair via sister chromatid exchange; regulation of gene expression
Cellular component (GO): Scc2-Scc4 cohesin loading complex
Molecular function (GO): nucleic acid binding; chromatin binding
Source: RefSeq, a predicted model, not a curated record
UUUUAAAUAAUUUCAACUUAAAAAAAAAAAAUAAUUAAAUAAAAACAAACAAAAGUGGAAUUGAUUAAACGGUGAGUUAACGUCAAGGGUGUAAUGCCAGAAUUAAUCAAGGUCAAAAUGAAUGGGGUUAUACCGAGUGUUCCGAUCACUACCCUCGCAGGUAUCGCGAGUCUUACAGACUUAUUGCCGGAAAUGCCCCUACCAACACCUUUACCGCAAGUUGUGACAAAUAAAUCAUUGUUAUUUCAUGCACGUGUUGCAGAAGAAGCAAAAUUACAGCUUAGUAAUAGAGAUGAAACAUUAGUACCACAAUUGAUUCAAGCAUUAUCGCAAACAUCAUCUGAUAAUAUUGAACUGAAAGAUGAGUUUAUCGCACAAUCUGAACAACCGUAUUCUGAAUCAGAACAGCACACUCCAGAAUUAUUAAAAGCUAUAUUAGAAAUAAAUCCUCAUGUAUUCAAAGGUCCACAAUAUAAUAAUUCACGAAGAAUUUGGCCUUGUCCGAAUGCUUCACAAUUAACGAACGCUAAUCAGUCACCAGCAAAUUAUGGGCGAUUUUCACCAUCAUAUUCUAAUUCAUCAGGAUCAAGACAAACACCUCAAGGUAGUCCUGCUCAACCUGCACCCGCUAGAACUGUAUUACCAUCACCACUUUUAACUUCAACAAUAAUAACAACAACAACAACAACAACAGCAACCUCAGCAACCAGUAAUAUAAGUCACAUUCAACAUUCUAGAAUGCCAAUUACACCACAUAAUCAUACUGAUAUCUCACAAAUGUCUCCUUUCGCUGUGCCUUCACCAUCACCUCGUGCAACUGUUAUUACGGAACAAAUAAGAACAUCAACAACACCACACCAUCAUAUACAAGAUGAUGCCAAUUGUAUUACUAAUAAUCAAUUGUCAAAUAUUAAUAAUCCUCAUGGAAAUAUUUAUUCACCAGCUGACUUGGGAUCUCCAAGUACUGCAACAACAAUUAUUCAACAACAACCACCGCAUCAACAUCAACAACAAAUUAAUACUUAUGUUGUACAGCCACAUCAUCAUAACCUUGGUGGUUUAACACCUCAACAUUCAAUGCAUAUUACAUCCCCAAUGCACAGUUCAAUAUCAAAUCAACCAAUCAAUAUUAAUUUACCACAAUCUAUGUAUGAUCCAAUAAUUAAUCAACAGUUACAACAGCAUCCUAUCAAUGUUAAUCACCACACACUGGAUCUUGUUAAUGUUGUACAAGAUAGCUCACAAUUUUUAUUAGACUCUGUUUCUGGACUUCCUGAUAUUGAUUUACCAAUGGAUACCAUUGAUCCUAAGCCACAAAUUCAACAGAGUGUUGAUAAUUUAAUGAAUCAACAACAGCAGCAGCAACAACAACAACAACAACCACAACAGCAACAAUCUGUUUAUCCUAAUAUUAAUCCUGAUAGUGUUGCGAAUGUAUUUGAUUCAAGCCUUACAAUGCCCAUACAUCAUCUUCAUCAUCAUGAGCAACACUCACAACAAUUGCAACAACAAUUGUCACCACAGCAACAUCAUCAUCACCACCAUCAUAUUCAACAUCAACAACAACUUCAACAAUCGCAUAUUCAGGAACAAUAUCAGCAAGAUCAGUUCCAACAGCAGCAAAUAUUGCAACAACAUCAACAACAACAACAACAACAACAACAACAACAAUUACAACAACAGCUAAUACUACAGCAACAGCAGCAUCAACAACAACAACUAUUAUUGCAGCAGCAGCAGCAGCAGCAGCAACAGCAACAGCAACAGCAACAGCAACAACAACAACAACAACAACAACAACAACUUCAGCAACAGCAACAACUACCACAACAGCAAUCAUCUAAUUCAAAUUUACAAUUAUCGUCUCAAACUCCCAAACACCAGCAUGAUCAAAUAAAUGAGCAUGUAAUCAAAGACAUUAAAUUAAUGGGACAAUCAUUUGAUACAAAGUUUAAGGAGCCAGUAGUUAUGUUGAAUAGAAUAUCACUAUCAGAUCAAGUUCUAAUGCAACAAAAAUCACCCAGCCGUGGAGCAACUAAAAUGGGAUUAAAAAAUAAUAACCAUAAUCAGGAUAAUUUAAAAUCAGAUUCAGAAACUGAUGAUGAUAAUGGAAAAAAUAAUAAAUCGUUAUUUAAAUCAUCACCAUCUUCAUCUCGAACAAAAGAUCGUAAUUUAAGAGCUCGAAGACGAAAACGUAUAUUAGAUGAUGAUGAUGAAAUGGAGUGUGGUGAUGACGUAGCGGAUGAUGAUAAUAAUGAUAAUAAAAAAGAAAUAAUACAAACAUCACCGAUAAAACCAAAAAUAAGAAAAAUAGAAAGAAAAUUAGUACCUGUAUUAGCAAAAUUGAGCGUUGAUGAGUUAAUGGAAACAAAUACCUAUCAAUUAUUUAAUUCAAUGAUUGAUACAAUAUUUGAAAAUACGGAAGAUGUUGUUACAAUGGGUGAAAUAGAUGAUGAUGGUGAUGUACCAGCAGAAAUACUUAUACAAAAAUAUGAAUUACAAGCAUUAUGUAAAGAAGCUGCUAAAUUAAAAUCAUUAAGAGCUAUGGAAUCUAUUCCAGCAGACAGGUUGGUAAGAUUAUUAAAUAUAUUGGAAAAAAAUAUUCGUGAUGGUGCUAGAGUAUCGCCUUUGGCUGAUCCAGAUGAUGAUAUUGAAGAAAGUAAAUUGUGGAUGCAAAUGGCCAUGGAAAGGGUAUUACGUGCUGUUGAUGCAUCUGUAAUAGCAUUAAAUAUAAUGACAUCACAAAAUAUGCCAAAAACAGUAUAUUUAGAGGAUGUUAUUGAUCGUAUUGUAUUAUUUAUGAAAUUUCAAUUACAAAAUACAAUAUAUCCAUCAUUUGAUCCUGUUUAUAGAAUAGAUUCAAAAAAUAAGACUGAUUUGAAUUUGAAUGCUGGACGUAAAAAAAGAGGUAAUAUGAAAGAGGUACGUGAAAAAAGUAUACUUGAAGUUUACAAUAAAAUGCGUGAACUAGUUGGUUUACUUGCUGAAUUAUUAAAUAUACAAGUAUUAACUGAUACAAGUGUACUUCAUGCAUCAACACUUGGUGUUGCACCAUUUUUUGUUGAAUCGGUUAAUGAUCUUCAAUUAAGUGCAUUAAAACUUGUAACUGUUAUUUUUACAAAAUAUGAAAAACACAGAAGAUUAUUAUUGGAUGAUAUUCUUGCAUCAAUAGCAAGAUUACCAAGUAGUAAAAGAAGUUUACGUACUUAUAAACUUCAUUCUGGUGAUUAUAUACAAAUGUUAACAGCAUUAGUAUUACAAUUAAUACAGUGUGUUGUUAUAUUACCAGAUAAUUUAAUUCGUCAAGAUCAUCAUAAUCAUCAUAAUAAUAAUAAAUCAUCAUCAUCAUCAUCAUCAUCAUCAUCAUCAUCAUCAUCAACAACAACGACAAAAGAUAUUAAUAAUAGUGAUAAUAAUUUCAAGAAAAAACAAACAACCAGAGAAGAUUUGGAUAAAGAUGAAGAAAGAACAAAAUUUUUACAAAAAGUACUCCUUGAUCAUUUAGCUGUUAAUGGUACUAAUGAUCCAUCAUUAAUUUAUGCACGUCAUUUUUAUUUAGCCCAAUGGUAUCGUGAUUGUGAACAUGAAAAAACUCGUGUUGGUCAAAUAAAAUUAUCUCCAAUCAAAAAAUCAUCAUCACCACAUAAAAGACGUUCACAUAAUAAUAAUAAUAAUAAUAAUAGUGGUAGUGGUAGCAGUAGUAAUAAAAAUCAAAAACGUAAUAAACAUUAUAUUGAAAGUGAUAAAGAAAGUGAUGAUUCUGAUAUUGAAGAAUUAGAUUCGGAUGAAAAUGACAAUAAUGAAAAAAAAAAUUCUGAAGCUUAUAGAAUAAUAGAAGAAAAGAAAAAAUUUAUAUUAACUUCAAUCCGUCCUUGCAGUUCAUCAACAAAACCAGAUAUCUUACAAACAUACAUUGAUUAUAAUUCAGCAGAAUUAAUAUCACAAUAUUUAGCAUCUAAAAGACCAUUUUCACAAAGUUUUGAUAAAUAUUUAAAACAAAUACUUCAUGUAUUAACAGAAUCAUCUAUAGCUAUAAGAACAAAAGCUAUGAAAUGUUUAACAACAAUUGUUGAAGCUGAUCCAAGUGUACUUGCACGUGGUGAUAUGCAAUUAGGUGUUCGACAUUCAUUUUUAGAUCAUUCAACGUCUGUUCGUGAAGCUGCUGUUGAUUUAGUUGGUAAAUUUGUAUUGAGUCGACCGGAACUUAUUGAUAAAUAUUAUGAUAUGUUAUUGGCUCGAAUACUUGAUACUGGAGUAAGUGUUCGUAAAAGAGUUAUUAAAAUUUUAAAGGAUAUUUGUGUUGAGUGUCCAGAUUUUUCUAAAAUACCUGAAAUAUGUGGUAAAAUGAUACGUCGAGUUAAUGAUGAAGAGGGUAUACGACGAUUAGUUAUGGAAGUAUUUCAAAAUAUGUGGUUUACACCUAUUAAAUCAACUCCAAUACUUGAUUCAAAAGCAUUAUUAAGAAAAGUUAUGAAUAUAACAGACGUUGUUGCUACCAAUAAAGAUGCUGGAUUAGAAUGGUUUGAACAAUUACUUGUUAGUUUAUUUAAACCUAAAGAAGAUAAAGAAGACAGUACUAAAUUACUAACUGAACCACCAAAAGCUUUAUUAACAGCUUGUCAACAAAUAGUUGAUUGUUUAAUUCAAAAUAUAUUAAAAUUAGAUGAACAAUCAAUGAACAAUUCAGAUGCUGUUAAUAGUAAUAAUAAUAAUAAAAAUAAUAAUAACAACAAUAAUAAUAACAAUAGAGAUGAGAAAAAAGGACCACCGUCUCAACGACUUGUUGCCUGUAUGACAACACUUUAUUUAUUUGCUAAAAUACGACCACAAUUAUUGGUUGAACAUGCUAGUACAUUACAACCGUAUCUUGGUUUAAAAUGUCAAACACAAGGUGAUUAUCAAAUAAUAAGUUGUGUUGCUCAUACAUUAGAGCUUGUUGUACCAUUAAUGCAACAUCCUAGUGAAACAUUUUUAGCACAAUUAGAAGAGGAUUCUAUUAAAUUAAUUCUUCAACAUGAUAAAUCAGUUGUUGCUAGUUGUUUAUCAUGUUUAGGAUCAAUUGUUAAUAAUGUUACUAAAAAUUUCAGUUUAAUACGUGAUUGUUUUACUAAAUAUUAUAAAUAUUUAACAUAUUAUAAAGCUGGACAUGAAAUAGAUCCAAAUAGUCAAAAAUUAUUAAAUGGACGUCCAUUAUUUAGACGGGCAUUAUUUACUGUUGGAUUAUUAUUACGACAUUUUGAUUUUACAGAUCCUCAAGUAAUAGAUGGCUUACCAGAUAAUAUUAAAGAUCAAGUAUUUGAAACAAUGAGUUAUUUUGUUAAUCAAGAUAAUAAUGAUAUACGUCAACAUACAUUAACAGCUAUUGGUUCUAUUUGUAUUCGUUAUUCAGAAUUUAUGUUACAACCUGAAUUAAAAGAACUUUAUCAUUAUUUAUUAACAUCUGAUAAUGCAUUAGAUAAUAUGAAAGUUCAAGUAUUAAAUAAUAUUGAAAUAUAUUUACAAGAAGAGGAAAAAAGAAUGAUUAAACAGGAUCAAGCGUGGGCUAAAUUAUGUAAACAAGAAAAUUUAAAAGAAAUGGGUGAUGUAUCAUCUGGUAUGGCUAGUACUAUUAUACAAUUAUAUCUUAAAGAAAUACUUGAAUCAUUUAUAAAUCCAAAUCUUCGUGUACGUCAAGCAGCAUGUAAAGUUAUACAAUUAAUAUUAGCUCAAGGAUUAGUUUAUCCUAUUCAAAUAAUACCUGUUCUUAUUUGUAUGAGCACUGAUAUUGAUGUUAGUGUUAGUCAUAGUGCUGAUAAUCAAUUACAAGAAAUAGAAAGAAAAUAUCCUAGUUUUAUUCAUAUGCAAUCACAGUAUGGAAUUAAACUAAGUUAUAGACUUCAAAAAAUAUUACAAAAUAAUAUUACUGUUAGAGGUAUGAGAUUAAAAGAUGGUGAAUUUCCCAGUGCAUUAAAUGGUUUUUUAUAUACUAUAUUAAGAAAUACUAAACAACAACGUCGUGCUAUUGCUAUUUCAUUUUUAAAACAAUUUGAAGAAUCUGCUAAAUCAAGUUUAUCACAAAUGUUAUAUCUUGCUGAUAAUUUAGCAUAUUUUACAUAUCAAGUUCAAGAUGAACCACUAUUUAUUAUUCAUCAUAUUGAUAUUAUAAUAUCUAUGUCUGGUGAUAAUUUAUUACAAUCAUUUAAAGAAGCUUUAUUACCUAAAUUAACAACAACAACAACAACAACAACAACAACAACAACAACAUUAACAACAAAUAGUAAUAACUCGACAAAUUCAUCAUCUAUAGAACCCCAACAGCAACAACUAUUACAAAAUCUUGAACAUUCUGAAGAACAACAACAACAACAGCAACAACAACCUCAACGUUAUACACUUGAAGAUGUUGCGCAGUUAGCUGAAUAUAGUGCAAAUAUGUAUGCUAAAACUCCAGCACAAAAAGCCCAUUAUAUUCAAUAUUAUACUCAAUAUUAUCAGAAUCAAAUAAGCCAAGGUUCAUUAAUAACCUUACCAUCAUUAAAUCAAACAGAUAGAGUUAAUGCUGCUGCAGCAGUUGCACAAUCAGCUAUACAGCAACUUCAAGCAGCCCGUAAAUUAGGUGAUGCUGAAGAAAUGAGAAGUAGGCCAACGCCAACAGCACCAGCUACAACUAAUUUAUCCACUGGAAGAGUUCCAGCUCACGCAAAUGAUGGUAAAAUUUACUCUAUACCUGAUGUCAGCACUUAUCAUUAUGAUGAAAUAUCUGGAUAUUAUUAUGAUCCUAGCACUGGAUUGUAUUAUGAUUCAAAUUCACAGUAUUAUUACAACAGUCACACACAACAAUUUCUUUAUUGGGACGCAGAAUCAUUUUCUUAUCAACCGGCAAAGACAAAUGUUGGUGGAAUUAUUUCCGCAACAGGUGUAACAUCAGCAAUUGGAUCAAUAGGUGAUGCUCCAAGUAAUAAUCCUAUAAUAACAUACUCAGCUCAAGAAUCAUUAUUAAAAUUGGAUGAUGAUGGUAAAAAAAAGGAUGUUAAACAAGAUAAAGUAAAAGUCGCUAAAAAAAUAGCUAAAGAUAUGGAACGUUGGGCUAAAACAUUAAAUCAAAAGAAAGAAAAUGCUAAAAGUAAUUGGACUGUUGAUUUGGGAACUUCUGGACUAGGAGUAAAUAGUGGUAAUGAUAACAAUUAUUCAUAUCAAAGCAAUUUAUCAGCAAGUGGUGGUGGUAUCAGUGGUGUUACUGGUAUCACUACUGGUGGUGCUGCUGAUGCUGGUUAUGCAAUAUUGGAAAAAAAAUCAUCAUCAUCAUCAUCAUCUAUUGUUAAUAAUAAUAGUUAUCAAGAUGAUGAUGAUCCCGGAAAUAAUAAUGGUUUAGUAGCUGCUUAUGGGGGUGGUAGUGAUACUGAAGAAGAAAUAGAAGAUGUACAGCAGGAAGAUCGUCAACACACUGAUUGGAUUAAAAUAGCGUGUUUAUUGUGUAAACGUCAAUUUCCAAGUAAAGAUGCAUUAUUACGUCAUCAACAGCUCUCUGAUUUACAUAAACAAAAUCUUGAAAAUUGGUAUCAAGUUAGAGGUUUAGAUCCAAAUGAUCCACAACAAAGGAAUAAUAAAUAUAGAGAUCGUGCUAAAGAGCGUAGAGCCAAGUACGGUGAACCAGAUCCACCACAACCAAAUAAGCUUAAAGAAAAAUAUUUAAAAACACGAAUCGAAGAGGCUGAAUCAUCAUCUUUAUCUUCUAAUUACAAUCAAGACUCUAAUAAAAAUAAUCCAACUGUUAUUGGUUCUGACAAUGUCGGUAAUAAAUUAUUACAAAAAAUGGGAUGGAGUGAAGGUAUGGGCUUAGGUAAAACUAAUCAAGGACGUACAAGUAUUAUUGAAGCUGAAAGACGAGUAUCAACUGCUGGUCUUGGAGCUAAAACAUCUACUUAUAGUGCUUUACCUGGUGAUACUUAUAAAGAUUGUGUCAAAAAAAUGAUGUACGCUCGUUAUCAAGAAUUAUCUGAUACGUAAUAUAUUUACCAUUUUUUUUUUUUUUUUUUUUUUUUCUCAUUUUUAUUAAA